This is a messenger RNA of Salvia splendens (bonfire salvia), 660 nucleotides long. RefSeq names its product protein MAIN-LIKE 1-like. Gene Ontology annotation, biological process: meristem maintenance; meristem development. The transcript has a single exon. Bases 1 to 660 code for a protein of 219 amino acids. The record is from RefSeq and is a predicted model, not a curated record. NCBI's taxonomy places the organism in Eukaryota, Viridiplantae, Streptophyta, Magnoliopsida, Lamiales, Lamiaceae.
AUGGCAUCAUCUUCAAGUUCUCGUCGAAGACUCUUAUGUGGUCCUGAGGACCCUUCCGUCUUGUAUCUUCAGAGACAACACGUCUCUAAUAAUAUAUGGGCAGGAGUUGAAACAGAAGACGUCCGCUACAGAAGAUAUGAAGGAAUAAUUUGGGAUGUAUUGGCAGUAAUAGACGAGAUGGGGUUCGGCGGUAUAUUGAGGUGUGGUCAACCAAAGGACAUUGACCACCAUCUUAUUACCGCGUUGAUUGAACGAUGGAAACCAGAGACUCACACGUUUCACUUUUCAGUCGGUGAAGCGACAGUGACUUUGGAAGACGUGGAGGUCUUACGGGGCCUCAAAGUUGACGGUGAUGCUUUGACGAGUUACAUCCCCACUAAGGAUGUCAACUAUUGGAUACAACUGUCUUUGGAUUAUCUUGGAUUUAUACCAGAUACAGUUGAGUUGAAACAAAUGGUUUGGAAGCAGACAAGCUUAUCAAAUCAACUAAGGAUUGAGUUGAGUGAUGAACACGACCAGUAUAUAUAUGUUCAACGUGCUCGUGUUUAUUGUCUGCUUUUACUUGGUGGUCUGAUGAUCCCGAACGCUUCCGGAAAUAAAAUUCCAUUCUUCUACUUGCAAUUUUGCAUGGAUGUAGAACGAUAUUCUAGCUAUAGCUAG